Molecule: messenger RNA, 1090 nt
Organism: Parasteatoda tepidariorum (common house spider)
Lineage: Eukaryota; Metazoa; Arthropoda; Arachnida; Araneae; Theridiidae
Source: RefSeq, a predicted model, not a curated record
AGUGGCAAAGAGAACUGUAUGCCUUUAGACAGCAGUUCCAUUUUAAAUGUGUCAUCUGCUGUAAAUAUUUACAGUAAAGGCAUUAAUGACGAGGAAAAUUCUGACAUAGAUGAAGUAGUUCCUGAUUUUCAUUUAAAUGAAUAUCUUUGUGAUGUUACGUCACAUAUUGCUGGGUUUGUUAGCCGUAAGCUUCUAAAAAAUGUCAAAUGUACUCAUUGUACUUCAGCUUUGACACUGAAAGAUGAAAUAUUACCACUCUUGCCUAAUUCAUGUAAUAACCCAUCUUCCCUUCCUUUCAGCAAUUAUAAAUUGACUCAACGAAAGAAUAAGGGUGGGUUAGUUUUCCCAUCCCCAGAUGUUGUAAAAAUUUGUAAGGUGGCAGAAAAAAAUAUCAGGAUGAUGCAAGCUUCUGGGAGAUUACAUGUCAAGCAUGUUGUACACAAACUUAUUACUGGAAGCUUACGUUUCAUUAGCUCAAAUACAGUGAAUGGGGUUUUCAAUGAAUUGAAUGAUCACUCUUAUGAUCAAGAUCCAUUGAAUAACCACAAGAUUUUGUUAAUGAAGUCUGUUCUUUUUGAUUACAUUAAAAUUCGCCUUUGCCACAUUGGGAAGCUGAAAACUCAAGAGUUGCAAAGGAAUAAGUGCAGAAGCGUAAACACCAAAUCUAUUAUAUUUAAAGGGCAGUAAAGAAUUUAUUAGCGCCUCUGUCAAAUUUGGAAAAGAUUCACUUUUGUUUAUAUCUUGUAUUUAUUUUUGUACAUCCAGAUUACUUUAGUUUAUGUUAAAUGUUAUUAUUAAGAAUGCAUUAACAUCUAUGUCAAAUUUUUGUAAGACUUCAACUUUUGUAUAUAUAUUAAUUUCGUAGAAUUUAUCAGUAAGUGGCAAGCAUCCCUGUUAAACCUACUGUUAAUUUCUUUUUCACCCCUUGUUACAUUUUUUAGAGCUUUAUUAGCACCCAUGGUGUCACAUUUGGAAAAUCUUCACCUUUGUAUAUAUCUUUGUAUUUUAUUUAUUCAAGACUUCAUGAUUUUUGUAUAUCCAGAUUAUUUUUGUAAGACUUCAACUUAUGUAUAUAUAUUAAUUUUGUAGA